AUGAGGUGGCACAAGGGGUUCAAUCCAUGGACGACGGAGGUGAAAUCUACCAUGGUAUGGGUUCAGCUGCCAGAUUUGCCUAUUGAAUUUAUUAAUAAAGAAGCAGUGAUGAGGAUAGGAGCAUUGAUGGGAAGGCCGGUUAAGGUGGAUAGAGCAACGGAAGAGGGAGCACGUGGAAAUUUUGCUAGGGUUUGCGUGGAGGUGGACUUGACCAAGCCACUACUAUCAACAUAUCAUUAG
Linum tenue is the source of this 240-nucleotide messenger RNA. The record is from the annotation of a GenBank genome assembly. Lineage: Eukaryota; Viridiplantae; Streptophyta; Magnoliopsida; Malpighiales; Linaceae.